CUAUGCCGUGACUGUUCAGGAAUCAUACUCGCAUCCCUUUGAUCAGAUCUAUUACACGAGAUGCACGGAUAUCCUGAACUGGUUCAAGUGCACUCGACACAGAAUAAGUUAUAAGACAGCGUAUCGGAGGGGACUGAGGACUAUGUAUCGGCGACGAUCGCAAUGCUGCCCAGGAUAUUACGAGAGCGGAGACUUCUGCAUCCCUCUCUGCACAGAAGAAUGUGUCCACGGAAGGUGUGUUUCUCCCGACACGUGUCACUGUGAACCUGGAUGGGGGGGCCCAGAUUGUUCCAGCGGCUGUGAUAGUGACCACUGGGGUCCUCACUGCAGCAACCGCUGCCAGUGCCAGAACGAAGCGCUUUGCAACCCCAUCACUGGCGCCUGCGUCUGUGCGACUGGAUACAAAGGGUGGCGCUGCGAGGACUUGUGCAACCCAGGAAGUUACGGCAAAGGCUGCCAGCUGAAGUGCCAGUGUCACAAUGGGGCCACCUGUGACCAUAAGACCGGGGAGUGCCACUGUGCUCCUGGAUACACAGGUGUCUUCUGCGAAGAGCAUUGUCCUCCUGGCAGCCAUGGAGCGCAGUGUGAGCAGCGAUGCCCGUGCCAGAAUGGGGGGACCUGCCACCACAUCACUGGAGAGUGUGCCUGCCCCCCAGGAUGGAUGGGCUUUGUAUGUGCCCAGCCGUGUCCAUCAGGAACAUACGGGGUUAACUGCAGCCAGGAUUGCCCAUGUCAUAAUGGAGGGCAAUGUGAUCAUGUGACGGGGGUUUGCCUAUGCACUGCAGGCUAUAUGGGAGACAGAUGCCAGGAGGAGUGCCCUGUUGGGACGUUCGGCUUUCAGUGCAUGCAGAAAUGCAACUGCGAGAACCGAGCCAAGUGCUACCACAUCAACGGGGCCUGCCUGUGCGACCCAGGCUUCAAAGGGAUCCAUUGCCAGGAGCGGAUGUGCCCCGAGAGAUAUUAUGGGCUGAAAUGCAACAAGCGGUGUCCUUGCCAUGUUCCAAACACAGUCAGCUGUCACCCUCUGUCUGGAGAAUGCAACUGCAAAGCCGGCUGGGCAGGACUCUACUGCAAUGACACCUGUCCUCCGGGAUACUAUGGUGAAAGCUGCCAGCUUGCCUGCCGCUGCCAGAAUGGAGCAGAUUGUGAUAGUAUUACAGGGAAGUGCUCCUGUGGCCCAGGAUAUAUGGGAGAAGACUGCUCUGUCGUUUGUGCAGCCGGAACAUAUGGAGGCAACUGCUCAUUGGUUUGCAACUGCAGAAACGGUGGCGGGUGCUCCCCAGUGGAUGGUUCGUGCUUCUGCAGAGAAGGGUGGCAGGGAGCAGAUUGUUCCAUUCCGUGUCCGAGUGGCACUUGGGGUCUCAACUGCAACCAGUCAUGUUACUGUGCUAAUGGAGCCGCCUGCAACCCUAUGGAUGGAUUCUGCCUUUGCUCUCCUGGAUGGCAAGGGGAUUUCUGUGACCUGCCCUGCCCUGACGGGACAUACGGCCUGAACUGCAGCGAACACUGUGACUGUAGCCAUGCAGAUGGAUGUGAUCCAGUUACAGGUUAUUGUUGCUGCCUUGCUGGUUGGACAGGCAUCCAUUGCGACAGCGUCUGCCCAGAAGGGCGAUGGGGACCCAACUGCUCCAUCACUUGCAACUGUGAAAACGGGGGGUCCUGCUCCCCAGAGGAUGGGACCUGCGAGUGUGCACCAGGCUACCGAGGACCCCUGUGCCAAAGAAUUUGUCCACCUGGUUUCUACGGACAUCAAUGCAGCCAGCCGUGUCCCCAGUGCAUUCACAGCACUGUCCCCUGUCAUCACGUUACAGGACAUUGUGACUGCCUCCCAGGAUUUUUUGGGCCACUCUGCAAUCAAGUGUGUCCAAGCGGAAGAUAUGGGAAGGAUUGUGCCGAAGUGUGUCUGUGCACGAACAACGGGACAUGUAACCCCCUGGAUGGGUCUUGCCAGUGCUACCCUGGUUGGAUAGGCAAAGACUGUUCCCAGACAUGUCCUCUUGGCUUUUGGGGUGCAGAUUGUUUUCAUUCUUGCAGUUGUCAUAAUGGUGCAGUAUGCAACCCUCACGAUGGAGAAUGCAGGUGCACCCCUGGCUGGACGGGUCCCUACUGUACACAACGAUGUCCAGCUGCUUUCUAUGGCAAAAGCUGUGCCAACGUCUGCCAGUGUCAGAAUGGAGCGGAUUGUGACCACAUUACUGGGCAGUGCACAUGCAGGACGGGGUUUACGGGGAAGCAAUGUGAGCAAAAAUGCCCCCCAGGAACAUUUGGUUACGGUUGCCAGCAGCUGUGCGAAUGCAUGAACAACGCGACCUGCGACUACGUUACGGGCACCUGCUACUGCAGCCCUGGCUUCAAAGGAAUCAGGUGUGACCAAGCGGCUCUCAUGAUGGAAGAAUUAAACCCCUAUACUAAAAUUAGUCCCGCUCUUGGAUCGGAGAGGCAUUCAGUGGGAGCCAUCAUUGGGAUUAUUAUCCUCCUGCUAAUUAUUAUGGUUCUGCUGGCACUCUUCGUAUGGUAUCGACGGAAGCAGAAGAAAGGCCACGACAUGCCAAGCGUCUCAUACACGCCAGCCAUGCGGAUGACAAACACCGAUUACUCACUCUCUGAUAUAUCUCAAGGUAGCAGCAGUGCACACUGUUUUUACAACCCAAGCUACCACACCCUGCCUUGUGGUGUGACUUCACGGUUCUUUCCCAGUAAUCUGGAUGGAAACCUCUCCAGUAAGCUCAGUAAUAAAAUCCUUGACAGACGCACUGCCGACUGGAGAGCUUACGGCUAUCUGAGUGAUCUAGGUGCUUAUGGGAUGAAUAGACGUCAGAACACAUACAUUAUGGAAAAAGGCUUCAAAGACUAUAUGAAGGGAUCUGCCUGCAGCUCCAGCACCUGUUCCCUCAACAGCAGCGAAAACCCCUACGCCACCAUCAAAGACCCCCCCAUCAUGGCAUGCAAACAUUCCGAGAGCAGCUAUGUGGAAAUGAAAUCUCCCGUUCACCGGGACGCAUCCUAUUCUGACACACCAGCCUUGUCAGCAGCUAAUAAAAACAUAUACGAUGUUGAGCCCACCAUCAGCGUCAUCCAGGAGGCUCGUCUCCGCAAUGCUGUCUACAUCCAAAACCCAUACGACAUGCCCAGGAACAGUCACAUCCCCUGUCACUACGACGUUCUCCCUGUAAGACACAGCCCAACGCAUGGGACACUUUGGGACAAGCAGUCUUAGAGGGCUGUGCGUGCUGCUGCUGCACUCAUAAACUUUGUUCCCCGAUGCAAUGACCGAAGAGAAGACAAUCCUUUCUGUUUUGUUCUGCUACAUGCUGGAUAAACAACAACACAACGCAAGGAACCCGAAGACAAGACUUUUAUUGGGCCAACUUCCUUCUGCAUGAAACACUUUCUUUUUACGAGACAGUUUUAUACCGAUCACAGG
Messenger RNA from Zootoca vivipara (common lizard), 3424 nucleotides. The record is from RefSeq and is a predicted model, not a curated record. Lineage: Eukaryota; Metazoa; Chordata; Lepidosauria; Squamata; Lacertidae.